AUGGUCCGCACAACUAUUAUUUCAGCUCCUGGAAAGGUCCUAAUCGCUGGGGGUUAUCUUGUGCUCGACCCAGCCUUUUCUGGUGUCGUCGUUUCAACCUCCUCCAGGUUCUAUACUGCCAUACGCGACAACUCUGCUCUCAAACCAUCCACCCUGCGCGUUCGAUCGCCCCAGUUCCGUAACGCGACAUGGUCCUAUGACGCAGCUUUAGAACCUUCUGUAAAAGUCGAGGCGGCGGCUGAAAACUCGAGCAAGAACAAAUUUGUUCACCUCGCGUUGCAACACUCCAUUGCUCUUGCCGCUGAAGUCAAAGGUUCAGCUCUUGUUCAAGAAAUCCUAUCUAAAGGAUUGGAUAUUACUAUUGUCGGUGGCAAUGACUUCUAUUCUCAACGUGCAAAGCUUGAGGAAUUAGGCCUUCCCCGCACGAUCGAGUCUCUGUCGAGCAUCCCACCGUUCUGCCCAACCGGGGUCAAUCUCUCUGAUGUGCACAAGACAGGAUUGGGUUCUUCCGCCGCGUUGAUCACAUCACUCACCUCUGCACUCCUCGUACAUCUCACUGUGAUCACUGAAGAGUCCCUUUCCGAUGACGUCGGAGAAGGUCGUCGUCUCGCGCACAAUCUCGCACAAUUUGUUCACUGUUUCGCGCAGGGUAAAGUCGGCAGCGGCUUCGAUGUCUCUGCAGCCGUAUUUGGGAGCCAUCUAUAUACGCGUUUUGACCCAGGUGUGAUCCAAGGCUUGAUGGGCGACAACUUGCCGAAAUUGUACCCUGUUCUGUCGCCCUCCAAUCAGGCGUGGAACUAUCGCAUUGGAAACUUCAAACUGCCCCCUUAUACCCGGAUUAUGCUCGCUGACGUGGAUGCUGGCAGUGAUACUCCAUCUCUCGUCGGAAAGGUCCUGAAGUGGCGCAAAGAGCACCAAAUCGAAGCGGACGCGCUAUGGAACCACCUCGACCAGCUGAACCAGUCACUUUCCAGGACUCUCCUCGAACUUUCGACUCUCCAUGAUACUGACCCUGAAAGUUACAAGAGCGCAGUAAAAUACAUCUCCUCUCUCCAGGCCGUACAGUGGGAUGCCAAUCCCUCCCUGCCUAAGGAGGAGCAGCUGGUUGUCAGCACUUUCUCUGAAGUUCGCCGUCUGUCAGAGGAAAUCCGCGCACAAAUGAGACGGAUGGGAGCUCUCUCCGACGUUCCUAUUGAACCCAAGGAGCAGACCAAAUUACUCGAUACUUGUGUGGCCCUCGCAGGUGUCAUCGGAGGAGGAGUACCUGGCGCUGGAGGAUAUGACGCUGUCUGGCUCUUGGUGUGCGACGUCGAAACCAGCAAGCCCGUGCAAACCCCUCUUGAACUGGUCGAGCACGUAUGGAGCACGUACACCGAGCUCAGCGUGUCUCCACUAUCGUCCAAAGAGAGCCUUGCCAAAGGUAUCCGCCUCGAAUCUGUCGACGACAUUCCGGGACUCGCAGGCAUACUGGACUCUGCUUGA
Molecule: messenger RNA, 1482 nt
Organism: Psilocybe cubensis
Lineage: Eukaryota; Fungi; Basidiomycota; Agaricomycetes; Agaricales; Agrocybaceae
Exons: 8
Coding region: 1-1482 (493 amino acids)
Biological process (GO): isopentenyl diphosphate biosynthetic process, mevalonate pathway; ergosterol biosynthetic process
Cellular component (GO): peroxisome
Molecular function (GO): ATP binding; phosphomevalonate kinase activity
Source: RefSeq, a predicted model, not a curated record